Drosophila takahashii is the source of this 1606-nucleotide messenger RNA. RefSeq names its product Male specific transcript 27D (gene Mst27D). Gene Ontology annotation, biological process: protein localization to microtubule; spindle assembly; regulation of microtubule polymerization or depolymerization. The record is from RefSeq and is a predicted model, not a curated record. Gene Ontology annotation, cellular component: spindle midzone; cytoplasmic microtubule; microtubule organizing center. Lineage: Eukaryota; Metazoa; Arthropoda; Insecta; Diptera; Drosophilidae. Gene Ontology annotation, molecular function: microtubule plus-end binding.
AUGGCACCUGUGGGAAAAAAACUCAAUACACUUUCGACUCCAAAGGCGAAAAAUGUUCUAGUUCAGAAAUGCGAAACGGUCUCCAUAAGAGCGCUGCUGGUGUUCUUGAACGACACCUUGGAUUGCGAUUUGCGAAGCAUGGACGAGUUAAAAACUGGAGCAGUGUACUGCCAAAUAAUGCACAGACUCUUCCCCACGACUAUCCAAAUUCAGAAAGUCAAGUUUUAUACGAACUACAAGAGCGACUUUGAGAUCAAUUUCCGACUGCUGCACAACUGCAUGACCAAACUGAAUAUAAAGCGCUAUAUGCCGGUAGAAGAAUUAAUUGUGGGCCAUAAUCACGUGGACUUUUGCAACUGGUUAUACAAGUUCUAUAGGUUCAACGACGAUGGGAAGGAAUACGAUGCGAGAAAGGUGAGAAAAGAUAUGCCUAUUGGCCUGAGCAAAACUCCAGAGCUGGCUAGUUUUGCAACUGGAAGCCAUAAUGCCAUGUACAAAUGCCAAUCGAUGAUCUUUAACUACGCAAAAGAAACGUCCAGAUUCCAAAGGAGUGGAAGUCUGGACGGUCGAAGCUGUAGACCGACCAAAUCUAAAAAACCUGAGCCCGAAAAGCAAACCAAACCGCUGCUAUUAAAGAAAGAACAACCACCUAAGGACUGUGAAUUCCUUGCCGAUUGUAGAAAAGUUUCUCUACCCCCGGAAACCGAGGAUGAGAGGGAGGAACUGAGCGCAGAGCAAUCUCAGCUGCAAAAGCUGUUCAUGGAAAGGCUCAAUGCGAAGAAGAAAGGUCUCUCCGCCGAAACAUACACAAUCAAAACUUCAAAGAACUCGACGAACUAUUCAAAACCCAAGGAAUUUACCUCUUUCAAAGCUCUUAGCCAAGAGUUCAAACAGGCCACAAAGGAUCUACAAAACAGGAAUGAGAUUAUUAGCCAUUUAAAUUACGAAAUUAGUCGCUUAACCACAAAGCAGGAAAUGCUUGCUAAAAAGGUGUGGACUGUGGAGCAAAUACUGACCAAAUACGGCAAUAAUCCAGCGUACGCUGUUCAGGAACUAAAGGAGAUCAUCUUCAAUAAUUCGCAAAUGGCAGCAGUUAGUCCGCGUACUAAACCUGAAUAUUUAAUGCCUAGAAAGGACGAUGGAACCGCAUGUAGCAAAUAUGUGGCCAACAAGCAGAAGCCCGUCAAGAACUCAAUGCCUACACGUUAUUGCAGCGAAUUCAGGACAUGUCUUGAAAUUUCACCCAAGAAAGAGGGUAAGAAAAAAAAGGCAAAGGAACCUAAUUUCGGUGAAUUUGUAUGUGAUAGGUGCCAUUUGAGGGAUGAUCAUCGCCGACUUGAUCACGAAGUGGACUAAUGUAGACAUCAUAGGCGCUUUUCUAGCGAUCGUUAUGCAGACCAAAGGUCCAACCAAAGGUCCACCCUUCAUACUCGUGUAGUGCCCCGAGACGAAGAUUUCACUAGUUCCAGGAAAGAAGGGUCAAAUGUUACCAGGUUGCUGAAUCAGAAAGAUUUAUCAAUAGGGAAGAAAUAACUUAUUUUCAAAUGAAUCGGACAAAUUUCAUGGAUUGCAAGCAGGAAUUCCUCGUUAACAAUACCUUUUUUUU